UGAUAUAAUUAUAAAUUGAGAUAGAAAACAAUAUAUAAGCAAUAUCUUUAUAGUAGUUUGUGUUGAACCACGCUGCACAAUUGUUAUGGCACGCGCAGAUGAUUUUUCCCCCAAACUGGAGAUCCGACCAAACACCAGCCUCAAACCUCCUCCGUUCUCCAUCCGCCAUUUUCAACAGCUUGAAAAGCAGUAAUGGCUGUAUCUGGGAGAGAGUCUGAAACCCUGGUUGACAUUCCAGCCCAUGUGUGGAGAGGGCUUCCAGAUGGCCUGAGGCUGGCACCAUCAGCUGUUAAUCCAGAUCGUAUAGGUGUCUGGGCAUCUUGUCUAAUUCCUAAAGGCAAAAGGUUUGGUCCUUUUGUAGGAGAAAGAAAGAAGAGGUCUCAAGUUACUAGCAAUGUUUAUAUGUGGGAGGUAUAUUUUCCAACCAGGGGAUGGAUGUGUGUGGAUGCCACAGACCCGACGAAAGGAAACUGGUUGCGAUAUGUGAACUGGGCAUGUUCACCCGAAGAGCAGAACCUGUUUCCUCUGGAAAUCAACAGAGCUAUAUAUUACAAAGUGUUAAGGCCAAUCGCACAGGACGAAGAACUGCUUGUGUGGUACAAUGGAGAAGACAACCCAGAGAUAGCAGCUGCAUUAGAGGAAGAAAGGAACAGCAACUUUUACAAGAAAAACUCACCCAGAGCAAAAAGAGCAAGAAAGAAGAAGCUAUUGGAAAAAGCCAGACAGGCUGGUUUGGGAAUAUUAUCUGGACAUAAGCCAUUGAGCACAAGACCUAUAGUCACAGAGAUGCGUGAUUCAGAUAAAGAAAUAAAUAAAGAGGAAGAGAGACCCUCUGUGGCUUCAGAUCCUGCUCAGGAGACUGCACCUUCAUGUAUAAAUCCCACAGAGACCAGGGACAUUUCUCUGUCUCCUGUUCAUACAGCAGUGUUGGAGAAGAAGGAAAAGGAGAAGUCAGAUCAAAAAGAACUGCAACCAAGUGGGAGCUUUGAGAACUCUGCUGAAUCACAGUCUGGAAACAGGUGUGAGAACCUUGACUCAGAAUCGAUUUUUGGCCACUCUGUCAAGGAGAGUUCUGAGAGUCCAUUGCCUGAAGUCACACCAGUGUCAUCUUUAGUUACUCCAGAGCUGGAUGCAGAGGGGGAGCCUGACUUUGUGUAUGAUGCACAAGGUGGCAACUACCAUUGUCAGUACUGUGAACAUAAGUUCUCCACCAAACAUAGCCUGGAGCAUCAUAUUAACAUUCACACCACCAGAAACCACCAGACCCUAACUUUUAAAUGCAGAUACUGUUCCAAGCCAUUUGGUUCUCAGGUAGGCAAGCGCCGUCAUGAAAGACGACACGAAAAUGGGAGUAAAGGCCUAAAAAGGCCUGGAUCGCUUGCUGGAGCAGUAUUUCUCCAAAAUCCUUCAGGGUGUAAUGACACUCCUAUUUUUGGUAGUGUGACAUCUUCAAGCCCCACCAUCAAAAGUACUCAAAACAGUCCGUCUCACCUAAGCUCAGAUACUUUGACUAAAGAUGCCAGUGUUGAGCCGGACCAGUCUUUUAUUUUGGAAGAGAAUGGGGAAUCAAAAGAACUGCACCCUUGUAAAUAUUGCAACAAGGCUUUUGGCACUCACACCAACAUGCGCAGGCACCAGCGCAGAAUUCAUGAACGUCAUCUCCUGCCUAAAGGAAUUCGGAGGAAAGGAAUACUCUUACAGGAUAUUCCAGCCCAUCAGUUACAACAAGGUCAGAGCUUAGAACUCCAGGAGGCAUCUCCACGUAAUAGCCCACCACUUGUCUAUGUGCCUAGUGUGGACACCGAUGAUGAGGGAGAGCGAGAGGACAGCAUGGUUGAUGUUUCUAAAAACAUCUCAGAGAAUCUUAGUCUUUACAUAGAUGGAAAGAUCCUAUCCACAAGCACAGUCAGCGGCUGUGACGUCAUAGAGGUCGAUUCACGUAGUCCAGCAUUAUUUGGUCUUGAUGCUGUCAUCUUAAAUCAUACCCAAAUAAGUCAGGCUCUUCAACUUGAAACACAGUCUUGCCAUGUAAACGAGCUUUCAGUUAUUGAUCAAUCUGUUCCUAAAAGAAGAACAUCUACACCACCACUCCUUCCCACUGUGAAAACAGAACCUAGUACUAUGUUAUCUACUGUGUCUUCGUCUUCUGCUUCCUCACAGUCACCUUCUUUGGGAGGUAAUAUAUUCCCACAGCCUACAGAGACAUUGGCCUUCCAAAAGGAGAAAACAGUUUAUCUUUCUCCAAAAUUAAAACAGCUUCUUCAGACACAGGACAGUCAGAAACCGACCCUUGCUAUUGUUACAGAUAGCCAUAAGUUGACUACUCCACUGUCUGUAACCUCUUUGCCUGCUGCUCAAGGAAAAUUUAAAAGAAGAACUGCUUCUCCUACAAAUGUACAGAACAGCUCGUCAACAAGUGCGGAUAGCUCAAUUGUUGAAACAGGAGAUUCUUUUGCUCUUAUCGUGCCAAAGGUUGAAAGCCAUUGCACAAGCUUUUCUUGGAGUGUAUCCAGCAAAGAGCAGAGAGACUGCAUGAGUCCUUCCGGAAAGGAUUGGCCAGUUUCAGUAAGUGGAGGCAAUUCUUGCAAUCAGCAGCCCCUUGACCUUUCUGGUGCUGUUGGUAAACGAGGUGGCAGCAUAAACAAAGGACCUAGUGAAUCUGUGCUGGAUUUAAGUGUACACCAUAAGAAUGUGGCUGACCACAAAACAAAAUCAAGCAUAUUGUUACAGUCACAUGUCAAGCGAAAAAAGCCCAAUACCAGCAUGUUGGAGAAAGUAUUAAUGAAUGAAUAUUCUGGUUUAAGCUCAGCUGGAGAGGAGGGCUCUCCUUGUCUUGGAAGCCCAGACAUUCACUUGUCCUCAGGCAGCACCACAGUCGUGUCUCCAUCCAGUGGCUGUUCAAACUCAGAACCCUUGCCAUGUGAAUCUGUCUCUCCACCCUCCCUGACCCCUGUGACUAUGAACCCUUCUUCUCCAUCAUCCUCUAGCCAGGCAUCCUCUACACCCCCACCCCCAGUUCUGCCCACAGUCCCUUCACCUCCACCUCUUUCUCAGUUUUCAGAUUCUGUUUUUCCCAAAUUGUCUCCUAAACCUGUUUAUCAUAUGGAAGAUGAAAUGCCAAGAUUCCACGAUGUAAAAGAAGAAUACCUUGAUAGGAAAAAUCAGGAUGAUAAGGACUUUGAUGAUAAAGACAAACAAACUUCUAAGCAGUUCCCUCCUGAUGAUGUGCUCCCCCAAAGUCUUGAGGUCACAAAAAGUCAUUGUGAUGCAGAUUCCUUUUGCAAAUCUGAAACACUAUUUGAGGGCUCAACCUCAGAUCCUGACUUACAUUUGCUAAAAAAUAUAGAUAACACAAUUUCUUUGCAUGAAAAGAGUAUUGACUCCAAUGGCAUUCAAAAGAGUUCUUUUCAUAGACCUUCCCCUCAAGGCCACAAUAAUGCAACUGAUGUGUGUCAAAAACUACAAUCCUCUUCUCCUGUGCACUUAGCUCUAGAUAUGGACUCAUCUUCUCACAAUGUAGCAGCAGAUUCUAAUAUAGAGCCAUUAGCUGAUGAUGCAUUAAUUAAUGAUAAACUAUUGAUUGAAGAUUCAGUUGAAAACACAACCACUGAUGGUGUUUCCUCAACUUGUGUGCCUGAAAAUAUACCAGAUGGAGCAGACACCUUAGAACAGGAUAUGUUUACAAAAAGUUUUGUAUGUAAUGUCUGUGAGAAACCUUUUCACUCUAUAAAACAACUUAGCAACCAUAUCAUAGAUCACGCUUUAGAAUGGCCUUUCAAGUGUGAAUUUUGUGUGCAGUUAUUUCAAAAUUCUGCAGCUCUUUUGAAGCAUCGCUCCUCUCUCCAUGGAGUUGGGAGGAUUUACUGCUGCCCAAUUUGUGCCAAAGAGUUUGCUUUCCUCUGCAACCUCCAGCAACACCAGACUGACCUACAUCCUGGCCAGGCUCAUGCUCACACCAUGGUCGAAAAUGGCAAGCUCAGGCCUCAGAAUUACACUGAUCCUUCUCAGCUGAAUACUGAGAGAAAUUCUUUACAUUCAACUGCUGAUACAACCAUAGAUGUAGCCCCUCAAGACCCAUGUGAAUUACUUAACUGUAGUGGUGUUAAAGAGGAGGGUGAUGGAGUUGAACACGAAGACCCCACAGAAGAGCUGUACACUACAAUAAAGAUUAUGGCUUCUGAAGCCGGAAAGCCCAAAUGCCCAGAUGUACGCCUUGGCAUCAAUCAACACUACCCCAGCUUUAAGCCUCCCCCAUUUCCCUACCACAGUCGAACACCUGCUGAUUCUGUAGCCUCUGCAACUAAUUUCACCACCCACAACAUACCACAGACAUUCAGUACAGCAAUCAGGUGUACCAAAUGUGGCAAUAGCUUUGACAACAUGCCUGAGCUCCACAAACAUAUUUUGGUUUGUGCUAAUGCAAGUGACAAGAGACGGUACACACCAAAAAAGAACCCUAUUCCUCUUAGGCAGAUAGUGAGUCAGCCUCAGAACGGUGUAUUCUCACCCAUUACAGCAGCUAAUGGGGGCCAGAAUGCCUUCCGUAGGAUGGGCCAACCCAAAAGACUUAACUUCAACCAGGAGGUACCCACCACGGUGAAGAUGUCUGUCCUUAAUAAGAAGAAAAAUCAGCUUGUCCAGAAAGCUAUAUCUCAGAAGAAUAAGGCUGCUAAUUCUAUAAAGAAAGCCUCCAAUCAGGAGGUAGCCCAAGAUGUGCAAGCAUGUCCAUACUGCAGUCGAGAAUUUACAUAUGCUGCCAGCCUUGCAAAACACGUUGCUUGCAGUUGUCCUCAAAAACCCGUUGCUAAGAAAAAGAAAGGAGCCCUAAUGCCUCAAAAUAAAAACAUGAAACUCCGAAGUCGAGCAUCAGACUCUGAGAUUAAACAAGAAGGUAACUUGUGCCUGGCCAUAAAGUCAUUGGGGAAAACAAGGACCCGGAGCUCAGAGUUGCUAGAAGGUGAAGUUACAUCAGGUAGUAAUGGUAAAGCAGGUGAUCUGCAGAUACGUGUCAAGAGACCAGCCUUGAACAAACAUCACUUGGCCCCCAAAAGCAAAAAAGGCAGAAAAAGCAAGCCUGAACCUUCAGUUAUGACCUCAUCAUUGACCCUUGCAUCACAGCCAUCUGCAAAAAUGCAGCGUGGUGGGAAAGAUAUGGCUCUCAAAAAAGAAGCUGAGACAAAACCACAAGUACAGCCUAAAAAAGAAAAGCGUUUCUCAAAGAGAAUGCGGGAAAGAGUAGGCGGUCCCAUGACACGCAGUCUACAGAUGGCGAGUGCUACAUCACCUGGAGAAGUGAAGACUGAAGAUCCACUAAUUAGUGAACCUGUACAUGGAGAAUAUAAGGAAUCCUGUAUAAGUUAGCUGAGUGGAUUUUCCCAAUACACCUGAGGAAAGACUGCUGUUGAGAGAUGUGCUGAUACUGCCUCUGAGAUCAGGAGCCUUACCCACCCUUGGAUGCUUCUAUUUGCUGAAAGAAGCAUGCUGUAAAUGCACUUUGGAAAAUGAACCUUUGCGGAUAUCAUGCAAAACCAUAAGGACUUUAAUUCUGAUGUGUGUAAUUUUAUACAUCCACAGACACACACACACACACACAUAUGUGUGUGUCUCUCAAAGUAAUAUUGCUUAAUGGUCCUAAGGUUCCAUUAAUAAUGAUGGCUGAUUAUAUUGCAGACAGGCAAUCCUUUCUCAUUUAAUACAUCCAUUUUUGUUAUUCAUAUGAUUUUGUUCUUGUGUUCCGUGAAAUUUUAGAAUUCUUCUAUAAUGGCAUGUUUUGUGUAAACAAUAUGGCUCGAGUGACACAUAAGUCACUGCUCUAUUUUGUCCUGCUUUACUUUUCACUGCAAAUGGAAAACAAAAUAUAUGUGAAUAUUUAAUGUAAUGCUUCAUACGGAAUGAAACAUUUGUAAAAUGAAGCUCUCACAUUUUAGAGAGGUAUUUUGUCCUUUUUCUUCUCUCUUGUGAACAAAGAAAUGAAACAUGCUGUUUGAUACAGUCAGAAUGAGUGAUAAUGGUAUAUUGUAUGUAUGUUUAUGAUAUUACCUACCUGAACCAGGCAUUGUGGUUUUAUCUGUACCUUUUAUAACCUGUAGCAUUUACAGCAGGACUGCUGGACAUUAAAAUUACACUAAAAUACAACUGAGCAGAACACUGUUGUAACUGUUUAAAUGAGAGUAAUUUCCUUACAUUUUUCUCACACAGGAGUACAUUAAACUAGUGCCAAGAUGGAA
Molecule: messenger RNA, 6227 nt
Organism: Tachysurus fulvidraco (yellow catfish)
Lineage: Eukaryota; Metazoa; Chordata; Actinopteri; Siluriformes; Bagridae
Gene: prdm2b
Product: PR domain containing 2, with ZNF domain b
Exons: 8
Coding region: 193-5361 (1722 amino acids)
Biological process (GO): regulation of transcription by RNA polymerase II
Cellular component (GO): nucleus
Molecular function (GO): DNA-binding transcription factor activity, RNA polymerase II-specific; histone methyltransferase activity; protein binding
Source: RefSeq, a predicted model, not a curated record